This is a messenger RNA of Rattus rattus (black rat), 2741 nucleotides long. RefSeq names its product mitochondrial poly(A) polymerase (gene Mtpap). The record is from RefSeq and is a predicted model, not a curated record. The transcript is spliced from 9 exons. Gene Ontology annotation, cellular component: mitochondrion. NCBI's taxonomy places the organism in Eukaryota, Metazoa, Chordata, Mammalia, Rodentia, Muridae. Gene Ontology annotation, molecular function: poly(A) RNA polymerase activity. Bases 791 to 1801 code for a protein of 336 amino acids.
AAGCCGGCUGACCUCUGGCGUUUACUUCCUGCUGCCGUGACAAUGGCUGCUCGCGGCGUGGGGCUCUUGACCCGCUUGCCCCUGUGUUCCCAGAGAAGGAGCCGAGUCCCGCACUCUAUUUCCAGGCACCUCAGUUGUCCAGGAACCAGAGUCGCGAGCGUCGGGAGCGAAGAACAGCCUUCGGGGGGUGCGGAAACAGGCACUGAAGACAAGACCCUCCAAAAGAAAUUCUCUGAGGUGCAGAAAGAGAGAAGAGAACAGGCCCAGCGGACUGUUUUGAUACAUUGUCCAAAUAAUAUCAAUGAGAAGAAGUUUCUCAAGUAUCUGUCCCAGCAUGGACCCAUCAGUAAUCAUUUCUUCUACGAGAGCUUUGGUCUCUAUGCUGUUGUAGAAUUUUGCCAAAAAGACAGUAUAAACUCUCUGCAGAAUGGAACACAUACUCCAACCCAGAGCACAGAGGCUGCAAUUCCAUUUAAGUCACGUUUCCUGAACUUAAAGCUGAAGAAUCCAUCUAACCAAGUAUCUGGACAGUCGUUUGUACAAGCAAACAGCCAGUCGCCUCCUUCAAGCAAGAAACUCUUUGAAUUGCUGAGUUACGCAGAAAGCCUAGAUAGACGACCAGCUGAAUGCUCUUCUGAAAGCCUUCCAGCUCACAGAGGAGAAUGUCAGGCUCCGCCAUCUCACCUGCUCUCUGAUCGAGGACAUCGCCGCUGCCUAUUUUCCCAGCUGUGUCAUCUGGCCCUUUGGCUCCUCAGUGAACACGUUUGGCAAAUUAGGAUGUGAUUUGGACAUGUUUUUAGAUCUAGAUGAAACUGGAAAUCUCAGUGAUCACAAGAAUACAGGGAAUUUUUUAAUGGAAUUUCAAGUGAAAAACGUUCCCUCUGAAAGGGUUGCGACCCAGAAGAUCUUAUCUGUAAUAGGAGAGUGUCUUGACAAUUUUGGCCCUGGCUGUGUGGGUGUUCAGAAGAUACUCAAUGCUCGCUGUCCACUGGUGAGAUUCUCCCAUCAGGGCUCUGGAUUCCAGUGUGAUCUGACUGCCAACAAUAGUAUUGCUUUGAAAAGUUCCGAGCUCCUUUAUAUAUAUGGCUCCCUGGAUUCAAGAGUAAGAGCUUUGGUGUUCGGUGUGCGAUGCUGGGCUCGGGCACAUUCGUUAACAAGCAGUAUUCCUGGUGCUUGGAUUACAAACUUCUCCCUAACAAUGAUGGUCAUCUUUUUCCUCCAGAGAAGAUCACCCCCCAUUCUCCCAACUCUGGAUUCUCUAAAGUCCAUGGCAGAUGCUGAAGACAGAUGUAUUCUAGAGGGAAACAAUUGUACAUUCAUCCAGGACAUAAAUAAAAUCAAACCUUCUGGAAACACAGAAACACUAGAAUUACUACUAAAGGAAUUUUUUGAGUAUUUUGGCAAUUUCGCUUUCAAUAAGAAUUCCAUAAACAUCCGACAGGGAAGGGAGCAAAACAAGCCCGAUUCUUCUCCUCUGUACAUCCAGAAUCCUUUUGAGACAUCUCUUAACAUAAGCAAAAAUGUGAGUCAGAACCAGCUACAAAAAUUUGUGGAAUUGGCCAGAGACAGUGCCUGGAUUUUGGAACAGGAAAAAAGGGAUCAGCCUUCUUCCAGUAGCCAUCCCUGGGGGCUGGCUGCCCUCCUGCUGCCUCCUGGGGCAGGCCAGACAUCUCUCUCCCGGAAAAAGAAGAAGAAGCCGAUGAGUGAAAAAGUCAAAGGCUUGUUAGCAUCCAUAAAAAGUAACAGCCCUGACCGUUCUACAGAUGCCAGUGGAAAGAGAGCCGUCAGUACACAGGCGUGAUGGUAGCCUUUUGGACUUCUGGGAAGAACUGCCACCAAAUGUUAGCAGGCCUUAACAUUUAUAUAUCUGACGUCAUCACCCUUUUACUUGGUCAGAAGUUCUGGAUAUUUUCUUCCAAUCAGGUGGAGUUUAUUAAAAUAUCAGUGGCAAAAAAAAUUGUAAAAGACAUAUUUGAACUCUGCAAAGUGAAUGAUAAAAUGAAUUUUUAUCAUCAAUUUGGUUGAUAGUUCUGUCAGUCUCUAGUUGGAAAUCAUUUCAAACCCCUUUCAGUUAUUAUCAUAUAUAGGUAAUGAAUGCAAUAAAGCUUCAAAAUUUGUAUUUUUAGUAUCUAUUUUCAAUCAAAGUUCUCUUAGUAGGUGUUUUGUCUUCUGAAUGAAUAUAUAUAAAUAUAUACAUAUAUAAGUAUAUAUAUAUAUAUAUAUAUAUAUAUAAAUAUAAAAAUAAAGCAGUGGGCUUGUGUCCCAUCAGGCUCCUUAGGCAGACCUUGUCUUUGUUGAUUUCCUGCUCUUCACACACCCUCCCACUUUUCUCCCCACUAACCCUCAGUUGGAUUUUGCUUCAUGUAUGAGUGACUGUUCAGCUACUCCGCCCUUCCCUCCCCUAAGGUCCUGCUCCCAAAGGUCCCCAGCGUUUUAUGACCUGUACCUCAUACAUGCUUAUGCUUCAUGUAAUAUCAAAUGUGAACCCAAGGUUCACACUGGAGAGGAAAGGUACAGCUUUGUCCUCCUGGAUGUGGGGGACUUCAAGCAAAGUUCCCCCAUUCCCAGUUAAACAGGUUGGGUAGGAUUUCCCAAACUGUGUCUCUAACACAUAAAAAUGCAGACUGAACUUCAGUCACUGUGUCCUGUGUUCCAGUCAGAUAUGUAGAAUUGUGGAUAUAUUGUACUUUCAAAUCAAAUUUUAUUUUUGUUUUCAAGAAUAAAACCCUGUUUCUACUGAA